AUGAUGCUCAUGGAUCGGCGAUUAACGGCGAGUAUGGUUGGCCCCCUCCUGAUCCCUCUCCCCCCUCCCCCAACCCACCCCCCCCUCCCCCCCCUCUUCUUCUCCAUCCCACACUGGACACCCCUCUACUUCCAUCCACCCCCUCCCGUUCUCUUCCCCCACCCCCUGCCCUCCUUCCCCUUGUCUCCCAUCUCCCCCCCUUGCCCUCCUCCCUCCCCCUUUCUCCCCCUCUCCCCCGAUCCCCUUUUCUUCCUCACACCGCCUACUUUCUCCGCGCAUCCUUCAGCGCGCAACGACGAUGGGCGCAGUUGCGGGUCGCGUCUGGCGCUCACAGUGCGGCAGCAGCUCAAUGGCAGCAAGAGAGUCACGAUUCAGAUGCUCGGAGUGGUGCUAAACCAAUCAUCACCAGAAGAGCUGCAAUCCGGAGCAUCGUUGCGGAGUGGGGCAGCGGAGAUAGUGCGCGAGGUGGCGAGGCAGGCCGAUGUGUACCUCAUGGCACAAGUGCACAGUGACGAGAGCGAGGCCACCAUCCUGUCAGCACUAGAGGAGGCCUGUCUCUUCUCCCUGCCUGACGGCUCGCCAGGGCCGAUCAACCGAGACAAGGUGCUGUUCUGUGAGAAGGACGUUGGAGUAGCGUCAUUCGUGAGGCAGCUUGAGCCGGACUGGCACUUUGAGGCGUUUGACAGCACGGUGGAGCAGCUGCGGCGGUUUGUGAAGUACAUUCUGCACAUCACACCAGCGGCCACGGGGGCAGUGGCAGCCAAUGCAGCAGAGAGCAUUGAGCAUCGGGUGCAGGGGUUGGAUGGGUCGAGUGCCACUCGUGCAGGGGUUGGAUGGGUCGAGUGCCACUCGUGCAGGGGUUGGAUGGGUCGAGUGCCACUCGUGCAGGGGUUGGAUGCGUCGAGUGCCACUCGUGCAGGGGUUGGAUGGGUCGAGUGUCACUCGUGCAGGGGUUGGAUGGGUCGAGUGCCACUCGUGCAGGGGUUGGAUGGGUCGAGUGCCACUCGUGCAGGGGUUGGAUGGGUCGAGUGCCACUCGUGCAGGGGUUGGAUGGGUCGAGUGUCACUCGUGCAGGGGUUGGAUGGGUCGAGUGCCACUCGUGCGGGGGUUGGAUGGGUCGAGUGCCACUCGUGCAGGGGUUGGAUGGGUCGAGUGCCACUCGUGCAGGGGUUGGAUGGGUCGAGUGCCACUCGUGCAGGGGUUGGAUGGGUCGAGUGCCACUCGUGCAGGGGUUGGAUGGGUCGAGUGUCACUCGAGCAGGGGUUGGAUGGGUCGAGUGUCACUCGAGCAGGGGUUGGAUGGGUCGAGUGUCACUCGAGCAGGGGUUGGAUGGGUCGAGUGUCACACGAGCAGGGGUUGGAUGGGUCGAGUGUCACUCGAGCAGGGGUUGGAUGGGUCGAGUGUCACACGAGCAGGGGUUGGAUGGGUCGAGUGUCACUCGAGCAGGGGUUGGAUGGGUCGAGUGUCACUCGAGCAGGGGUUGGAUGGGUCGAGUGUCACUCGAGCAGGGGUUGGAUGGGUCGAGUGUCACUCGAGCAGGGGUUGGAUGGGUCGAGUGUCACUCGAGCAGGGGUUGGAUGGGUCGAGUGUCACUCGAGCAGGGGUUGGAUGGGUCGAGUGUCACUCGAGCAGGGGUUGGAUGGGUCGAGUGUCACUCGAGCAGGGGUUGGAUGGGUCGAGUGUCACUCGAGCAGGGGUUGGAUGGGUCGAGUGUCACUCGAGCAGGGGUUGGAUGGGUCGAGUGUCACUCGAGCAGGGGUUGGAUGGGUCGAGUGUCACUCGAGCAGGGGUUGGAUGGGUCGAGUGUCACUCGUGCAGGGGUUGGAUGGGUCGAGUGUCACUCGAGCAGGGGUUGGAUGGGUCGAGUGUCACUCGAGCAGGGGUUGGAUGGGUCGAGUGUCACUCGAGCAGGGGUUGGAUGGGUCGAGUGUCACUCGAGCAGGGGUUGGAUGGGUCGAGCGUCACUCGUGCAGGGGUUGGAUGGGUCGAGCGUCACUCGUGCAGGGGUUGGAUGGGUCGAGUGUCACUCGUGCAGGGGUUGGAUGGGUCGAGUGUCACUCGAGCAGGGGUUGGAUGGGUCGAGUGUCACUCGUGCAGGGGUUGGAUGGGUCGAGUGCCACUCGUGCAGGGGUUGGAUGGGUCGAGUGCCACUCGUGCAGGGGUUGGAUGGGUCGAGUGUCACUAGUGCAGGGGUUGGAUGGGUCGAGUGCCACUCGUGCAGGGGUUGGAUGGGUCGAGUGCCACUCGUGCAGGGGUUGGAUGGGUCGAGUGCCACUCGUGCAGGGGUUGGAUGGGUCGAGUGUCACUCGUGCAGGGGUUGGAUGGGUCGAGUGCCACUCGUGCAGGGGUUGGAUGGGUCGAGUGUCACUCGUGCAGGGGUUGGAUGGGUCGAGUGCCACUCCUGCAGGGGUUGGAUGGGUCGAGUGCCACUCGUGCAGGGGUUGGAUGGGUCGAGUGCCACUCGUGCAGGGGUUGGAUGGGUCGAGUGUCACUCGUGCAGGGGUUGGAUGGGUCGAGUGCCACUUGUGCAGGGGUUGGAUGGGUCGAGUGCCACUCGUGCAGGGGUUGGAUGGGUCGAGUGCCACUCGUGCAGGGGUUGGAUGGGUCGAGUGCCACUCGUGCAGGGGUUGGAUGGGUCGAGUGUCACUCGUGCAGGGGUUGGAUGGGUCGAGUGCCACUCGUGCGGGGGUUGGAUGGGUCGAGUGCCACUCGUGCAGGGGUUGGAUGGGUCGAGUGCCACUCGUGCAGGGGUUGGAUGGGUCGAGUGCCACUCGUGCAGGGGUUGGAUGGGUCGAGUGCCACUCGUGCAGGGGUUGGAUGGGUCGAGUGUCACUCGAGCAGGGGUUGGAUGGGUCGAGUGUCACUCGAGCAGGGGUUGGAUGGGUCGAGUGUCACACGAGCAGGGGUUGGAUGGGUCGAGUGUCACUCGAGCAGGGGUUGGAUGGGUCGAGUGUCACACGAGCAGGGGUUGGAUGGGUCGAGUGUCACUCGAGCAGGGGUUGGAUGGGUCGAGUGUCACUCGAGCAGGGGUUGGAUGGGUCGAGUGUCACUCGAGCAGGGGUUGGAUGGGUCGAGUGUCACUCGAGCAGGGGUUGGAUGGGUCGAGUGUCACUCGAGCAGGGGUUGGAUGGGUCGAGUGUCACUCGAGCAGGGGUUGGAUGGGUCGAGUGUCACUCGAGCAGGGGUUGGAUGGGUCGAGUGUCACUCGAGCAGGGGUUGGAUGGGUCGAGUGUCACUCGUGCAGGGGUUGGAUGGGUCGAGUGUCACUCGAGCAGGGGUUGGAUGGGUCGAGUGUCACUCGAGCAGGGGUUGGAUGGGUCGAGUGUCACUCGAGCAGGGGUUGGAUGGGUCGAGUGUCACUCGAGCAGGGGUUUGGAUGGGUCGAGCGUCACUCGUGCAGGGGUUGGAUGGGUCGAGCGUCACUCGUGCAGGGGUUGGAUGGGUCGAGUGUCACUCGUGCAGGGGUUGGAUGGGUCGAGUGUCACUCGAGCAGGGGUUGGAUGGGUCGAGUGUCACUCGUGCAGGGGUUGGAUGGGUCGAGUGCCACUCGUGCAGGGGUUGGAUGGGUCGAGUGCCACUCGUGCAGGGGUUGGAUGGGUCGAGUGCCACUCGUGCAGGGGUUGGAUGGGUCGAGUGCCACUCGUGCAGGGGUUGGAUGGGUCGAGUGUCACUCGUGCAGGGGUUGGAUGGGUCGAGUGUCACUCGAGCAGGGGUUGGAUGGGUCGAGUGUCACUCGUGCAGGGGUUGGAUGGGUCGAGUGUCACUCGUGCAGGGGUUGGAUGGGUCGAGUGUCACUCGAGCAGGGGUUGGAUGGGUCGAGUGUCACUCGAGCAGGGGUUGGAUGGGUGGAGUGUCACUCGAGCAGGGGUUGGAUGGGUCGAGUGUCACUCGAGCAGGGGUUGGAUGGGUCGAGUGUCACUCGAGCAGGGGUUGGAUGGGUCGAGUGUCACUCGAGCAGGGGUUGGAUGGGUCGAGUGUCACUCGAGCAGGGGUUGGAUGGGUCGAGUGUCACUCGAGCAGGGGUUGGAUGGGUCGAGUGUCACUCGAGCAGGGGUUGGAUGGGUCGAGUGUCACUCGAGCAGGGGUUGGAUGGGUCGAGUGUCACUCGUGCAGGGGUUGGAUGGGUCGAGUGUCACUCGAGCAGGGGUUGGAUGGGUCGAGUGUCACUCGAGCAGGGGUUGGAUGGGUCGAGUGUCACUCGAGCAGGGGUUGGAUGGGUCGAGUGUCACUCGAGCAGGGGUUGGAUGGGUCGAGUGUCACUCGAGCAGGGGUUGGAUGGGUCGAGUGUCACUCGUGCAGGGGUUGGAUGGGUCGAGUGUCACUCGAGCAGGGGUUGGAUGGGUCGAGUGUCACUCGUGCAGGGGUUGGAUGGGUCGAGUGUCACUCGUGCAGGGGUUGGAUGGGUCGAGUGUCACUCGAGCAGGGGUUGGAUGGGUCGAGUGUCACUCGAGCAGGGGUUGGAUGGGUCGAGUGUCACUCGAGCAGGGGUUGGAUGGGUCGAGUGCCACUCGUGCAGGGGUUGGAUGGGUCGAGUGCCACUCGUGCAGGGGUUGGAUGGGUCGAGUGCCACUUGUGCAGGGGUUGGAUGGGUCGAGUGCCACUCGUGCAGGGGUUGGAUGGGUCGAGUGUCACUCGUGCAGGGGUUGGAUGGGUCGAGUGCCACUCGUGCAGGGGUUGGAUGGGUCGAGUGCCACUCGUGCAGGGGUUGGAUGGGUCGAGUGCCACUCGUGCAGGGGUUGGAUGGGUCGAGUGCCACUCGAGCAGGGGUUGGAUGGGUCGAGUGCCAAUCGUGCAGGGGUUGGAUGGGUCGAGUGCCACUCGUGCAGGGGUUGGAUGGGUCGAGUGCCACUCGUGCAGGGGUUGGAUGGGUCGAGUGUCACUCGAGCAGGGGUUGGAUGGGUCGAGUGUCACUCGAGCAGGGGUUGGAUGGGUCGAGUGUCACUCGAGCAGGGGUUGGAUGGGUCGAGUGUCACUCGAGCAGGGGUUGGAUGGGUCGAGUGUCACUCGAGCAGGGGUUGGAUGGGUCGAGUGUCACUCGAGCAGGGGUUGGAUGGGUCGAGUGUCACUCGAGCAGGGGUUGGAUGGGUCGAGUGCCACUCGUGCAGGGGUUGGAUGGGUCGAGUGCCACUCGUGCAGGGGUUGGAUGGGUCGAGUGCCACUCGAGCAGGGGUUGGAUGGGUCGAGUGUCACUCGAGCAGGGGUUGGAUGGGUCGAGUGUCACUCGUGCAGGGGUUGGAUGGGUCGAGUGUCACUCGUGCAGGGGUUGGAUGGGUCGAGUGUCACUCGAGCAGGGCUUGGAUGGGUCGAGUGUCACUCGAGCAGGGGUUGGAUGGGUCGAGUGUCACUCGAGCAGGGGUUGGAUGGGUCGAGUGUCACUCGAGCAGGGGUUGGAUGGGUCGAGUGUCACUCGAGCAGGGGUUGGAUGGGUCGAGUGUCACUCGUGCAGGGGUUGGAUGGGUCGAGUGUCACUCGUGCAGGGGUUGGAUGGGUCGAGUGUCACUCGAGCAGGGGUUGGAUGGGUCGAGUGUCACUCGAGCAGGGGUUGGAUGGGUCGAGUGUCACUCGAGCAGGGGUUGGAUGGGUCGAGUGUCACUCGUGCAGGGGUUGGAUGGGUCGAGUGUCACUCGUGCAGGGGUUGGAUGGGUCGAGUGCCACUCGUGCAGGGGUUGGAUGGGUCGAGUGUCACUCGAGCAGGGGUUGGAUGGGUCGAGUGUCACUCGUGCAGGGGUUGGAUGGGUCGAGUGUCACUCGUGCAGGGGUUGGAUGGGUCGAGUGUCACUCGAGCAGGGCUUGGAUGGGUCGAGUGUCACUCGAGCAGGGGUUGGAUGGGUCGAGUGUCACUCGAGCAGGGGUUGGAUGGGUCGAGUGUCACUCGUGCAGGGGUUGGAUGGGUCGAGUGUCACUCGUGCAGGGGUUGGAUGGGUCGAGUGUCACUCGAGCAGGGGUUGGAUGGGUCGAGUGUCACUCGAGCAGGGGUUGGAUGGGUCGAGUGUCACUCGUGCAGGGGUUGGAUGGGUCGAGUGUCACUCGUGCAGGGGUUGGAUGGGUCGAGUGUCACUCGAGCAGGGGUUGGAUGGGUCGAGUGUCACUCGUGCAGGGGUUGGAUGGGUCGAGUGCCACUCGUGCAGGGGUUGGAUGGGUCGAGUGCCACUCGUGCAGGGGUUGGAUGGGUCGAGUGUCACUCGAGCAGGGGUUGGAUGGGUCGAGUGUCACUCGAGCAGGGGUUGGAUGGGUCGAGUGUCACUCGUGCAGGGGUUGGAUGGGUCGAGUGUCACUCGUGCAGGGGUUGGAUGGGUCGAGUGUCACUCGAGCAGGGGUUGGAUGGGUCGAGUGUCACUCGUGCAGGGGUUGGAUGGGUCGAGUGUCACUCGAGCAGGGGUUGGAUGGGUCGAGUGUCACUCGAGCAGGGGUUGGAUGGGUCGAGUGUCACUCGAGCAGGGGUUGGAUGGGUCGAGUGUCACUCGAGCAGGGGUUGGAUGGGUCGAGUGUCACUCGAGCAGGGGUUGGAUGGGUCGAGUGUCACUCGUGCAGGGGUUGGAUGGGUCGAGUGUCACUCGUGCAGGGGUUGGAUGGGUCGAGUGUCACUCGAGCAGGGGUUGGAUGGGUCGAGUGUCACUCGUGCAGGGGUUGGAUGGGUCGAGUGUCACUCGUGCAGGGGUUGGAUGGGUCGAGUGUCACUCGAGCAGGGGUUGGAUGGGUCGAGUGUCACUCGAGCAGGGGUUGGAUGGGUCGAGUGUCACUCGAGCAGGGGUUGGAUGGGUCGAGUGUCACUCGUGCAGGGGUUGGAUGGGUCGAGUGUCACUCGUGCAGGGGUUGGAUGGGUCGAGUGUCACUCGAGCAGGGGUUGGAUGGGUCGAGUGUCACUCGUGCAGGGGUUGGAUGGGUCGAGUGUCACUCGAGCAGGGCUUGGAUGGGUCGAGUGUCACUCGAGCAGGGCUUGGAUGGGUCGAGUGUCACUCGAGCAGGGGUUGGAUGGGUCGAGUGCCACUCGUGCAGGGGUUGGAUGGGUCGAGUGUCACUCGUGCAGGGGUUGGAUGGGUCGAGUGUCACUCGUGCAGGGGUUGGAUGGGUCGAGUGUCACUCGUGCAGGGGUUGGAUGGGUCGAGUGUCACUCGAGCAGGGCUUGGAUGGGUCGAGUGUCACUCGAGCAGGGCUUGGAUGGGUCGAGUGUCACUCGAGCAGGGGUUGGAUGGGUCGAGUGUCACUCGAGCAGGGGUUGGAUGGGUCGAGUGUCACUCGAGCAGGGGUUGGAUGGGUCGAGUGUCACUCGUGCAGGGGUUGGAUGGGUCGAGUGUCACUCGUGCAGGGGUUGGAUGGGUCGAGUGUCACUCGAGCAGGGGUUGGAUGGGUCGAGUGUCACUCGAGCAGGGGUUGGAUGGGUCGAGUGUCACUCGAGCAGGGGGUUGGAUGGGUCGAGUGUCACUCGUGCAGGGGUUGGAUGGGUCGAGUGUCACUCGUGCAGGGGUUGGAUGGGUCGAGUGUCACUCGAGCAGGGGUUGGAUGGGUCGAGUGUCACUCGAGCAGGGGUUGGAUGGGUCGAGUGCCACUCGUGCAGGGGUUGGAUGGGUCGAGUGCCACUCGUGCAGGGGUUGGAUGGGUCGAGUGCCACUCGUGCAGGGGUUGGAUGGGUCGAGUGUCACUCGAGCAGGGGUUGGAUGGGUCGAGUGUCACUCGUGCAGGGGUUGGAUGGGUCGAGUGUCACUCGUGCAGGGGUUGGAUGGGUCGAGUGUCACUCGAGCAGGGCUUGGAUGGGUCGAGUGUCACUCGAGCAGGGGUUGGAUGGGUCGAGUGUCACUCGAGCAGGGGUUGGAUGGGUCGAGUGUCACUCGUGCAGGGGUUGGAUGGGUCGAGUGUCACUCGUGCAGGGGUUGGAUGGGUCGAGUGUCACUCGAGCAGGGGUUGGAUGGGUCGAGUGUCACUCGUGCAGGGGUUGGAUGGGUCGAGUGUCACUCGAGGAGGGGUUGGAUGGGUCGAGUGUCACUCGAGCAGGGGUUGGAUGGGUCGAGUGUCACUCGUGCAGGGGUUGGAUGGGUCGAGUGUCACUCGAGCAGGGGUUGGAUGGGUCGAGUGCCACUCGUGCAGGGGUUGGAUGGGUCGAGUGUCACUCGUGCAGGGGUUGGAUGGGUCGAGUGUCACUCGAGCAGGGCUUGGAUGGGUCGAGUGUCACUCGAGCAGGGCUUGGAUGGGUCGAGUGUCACUCGAGCAGGGGUUGGAUGGGUCGAGUGUCACUCGAGCAGGGGUUGGAUGGGUCGAGUGUCACUCGAGCAGGGGUUGGAUGGGUCGAGUGUCACUCGUGCAGGGGUUGGAUGGGUCGAGUGUCACUCGUGCAGGGGUUGGAUGGGUCGAGUGUCACUCGUGCAGGGGUUGGAUGGGUCGAGUGUCACUCGUGCAGGGGUUGGAUGGGUCGAGUGUCACUCGAGCAGGGGUUGGAUGGGUCGAGUGUCACUCGAGCAGGGGUUGGAUGGGUCGAGUGUCACUCGAGCAGGGGUUGGAUGGGUCGAGUGUCACUCGUGCAGGGGUUGGAUGGGUCGAGUGUCACUCGUGCAGGGGUUGGAUGGGUCGAGUGUCACUCGAGCAGGGGUUGGAUGGGUCGAGUGUCACUCGAGCAGGGGUUGGAUGGGUCGAGUGUCACUCGAGCAGGGGUUGGAUGGGUCGAGUGCCACUCGUGCAGGGGUUGGAUGGGUCGAGUGCCACUCGUGCAGGGGUUGGAUGGGUCGAGUGCCACUCGUUCAGGGGUUGGAUGGGUCGAGUGUCACUCGAGCAGGGGUUGGAUGGGUCGAGUGUCACUCGUGCAGGGGUUGGAUGGGUCGAGUGUCACUCGUGCAGGGGUUGGAUGGGUCGAGUGUCACUCGUGCAGGGGUUGGAUGGGUCGAGUGUCACUCGAGCAGGGGUUGGAUGGGUCGAGUGUCACUCGAGCAGGGGUUGGAUGGGUCGAGUGUCACUCGAGCAGGGGGUUGGAUGGGUCGAGUGUCACUCGUGCAGGGGUUGGAUGGGUCGAGUGUCACUCGUGCAGGGGUUGGAUGGGUCGAGUGUCACUCGAGCAGGGGUUGGAUGGGUCGAGUGUCACUCGAGCAGGGGUUGGAUGGGUCGAGUGUCACUCGAGCAGGGGUUGGAUGGGUCGAGUGUCACUCGUGCAGGGGUUGGAUGGGUCGAGUGUCACUCGUGCAGGGGUUGGAUGGGUCGAGUGCCACUCGUGCAGGGGUUGGAUGGGUCGAGUGCCACUCGUGCAGGGGUUGGAUGGGUCGAGUGUCACUCGAGCAGGGGUUGGAUGGGUCGAGUGUCACUCGUGCAGGGGUUGGAUGGGUCGAGUGUCACUCGAGCAGGGGGUUGGAUGGGUCGAGUGUCACUCGAGCAGGGGUUGGAUGGGUCGAGUGUCACUCGAGCAGGGGUUGGAUGGGUCGAGUGUCACUCGAGCAGGGGUUGGAUGGGUCGAGUGUCACUCGUGCAGGGGUUGGAUGGGUCGAGUGUCACUCGAGCAGGGGUUGGAUGGGUCGAGUGUCACUCGAGCAGGGGUUGGAUGGGUCGAGUGUCACUCGAGCAGGGGUUGGAUGGGUCGAGUGUCACUCGAGCAGGGGUUGGAUGGGUCGAGUGUCACUCGUGCAGGGGUUGGAUGGGUCGAGUGUCACUCGUGCAGGGGUUGGAUGGGCCGAGUGUCACUCGUGCAGGGGUUGGAUGGGUCGAGUGUCACUCGAGCAGGGGUUGGAUGGGUCGAGUGUCACUCGAGCAGGGGUUGGAUGGGUCGAGUGUCACUCGAGCAGAGGUUGGAUGGGUCGAGUGUCACUCGUGCAGGGGUUGGAUGGGUCGAGUGUCACUCGAGCAGGGGUUGGAUGGGUCGAGUUGUCACUCGAGCAGGGGUUGGAUGGGUCGAGUGUCACUCGAGCAGGGGUUGGAUGGGUCGAGUGUCACUCGAGCAGGGGUUGGAUGGGUCGAGUGUCACUCGAGCAGGGGUUGGAUGGGUCGAGUGUCACUCGUGCAGGGGUUGGAUGGGUCGAGUGUCACUCGAGCAGGGGUUGGAUGGGUCGAGUGUCACUCGAGCAGGGGCUGGAUGGGUCGAGUGUCACUCGAGCAGGGGUUGGAUGGGUCGAGUGUCACUCGAGCAGGGGUUGGAUGGGUCGAGUGUCACUCGUGCAGGGGUUGGAUGGGUCGAGUGUCACUCGUGCAGGGGUUGGAUGGGUCGAGUGUCACUCGAGCAGGGGUUGGAUGGGUCGAGUGUCACUCGAGCAGGGGUUGGAUGGGUCGAGUGUCACUCGAGCAGGGGUUGGAUGGGUCGAGUGUCACUCGAGCAGGGGUUGGAUGGGUCGAGUGUCACUCGAGCAGGGGUUGGAUGGGUCGAGUGUCACUCGUGCAGGGGUUGGAUGGGUCGAGUGUCACUCGUGCAGGGGUUGGAUGGGUCGAGUGUCACUCGAGCAGGGGUUGGAUGGGUCGAGUGUCACUCGUGCAGGGGUUGGAUGGGUCGAGUGUCACUCGAGCAGGGGUUGGAUGGGUCGAGUGUCACUCGAGCAGGGGUUGGAUGGGUCGAGUGUCACUCGUGCAGGGGUUGGAUGGGUCGAGUGCCACUCGUGCAGGGGUUGGAUGGGUCGAGUGCCACUCGUGCAGGGGUUGGAUGGGUCGAGUGCCACUCGUGCAGGGGUUGGAUGGGUCGAGUGCCACUCGUGCAGGGGUUGGAUGGGUCGAGUGCCACUCGUGCAGGGGUUGGAUGGGUCGAGUGCCACUCGUGCAGGGGUUGGAUGGGUCGAGUGCCACUCGUGCAGGGGUUGGAUGGGUCGAGUGCCACUCGAGCAGGGGUUGGAUGGGUCGAGUGCCACUCGUGCAGGGGUUGGAUGGGUCGAGUGCCACUCGUGCAGGGGUUGGAUGGGUCGAGUGCCACUCGUGCAGGGGUUGGAUGGGUCGAGUGUCACUCGUGCAGGGGUUGGAUGGGUCGAGUGCCACUCGUGCAGGGGUUGGAUGGGUCGAGUGCCACUCGUGCAGGGGUUGGAUGGGUCGAGUGUCACUCGUGCAGGGGUUGGAUGGGUCGAGUGUCACUCGUGCAGGGGUUGGAUGGGUCGAGUGUCACUCGAGCAGGGGUUGGAUGGGUCGAGUGUCACUCGAGCAGGGGUUGGAUGGGUCGAGUGUCACUCGAGCAGGGGUUGGAUGGGUCGAGUGUCACUCGAGCAGGGGUUGGAUGGGUCGAGUGUCACUCGAGCAGGGGUUGGAUGGGUCGAGUGUCACUCGAGCAGGGGUUGGAUGGGUCGAGUGCCACUCGUGCAGGGGUUGGAUGGGUCGAGUGCCACUCGUGCAGGGGUUGGAUGGGUCGAGUGUCACUCGUGCAGGGGUUGGAUGGGUCGAGUGUCACUCGAGCAGGGGUUGGAUGGGUCGAGUGUCACUCGAGCAGGGGUUGGAUGGGUCGAGUGUCACUCGAGCAGGGGUUGGAUGGGUCGAGUGUCACUCGAGCAGGGGUUGGAUGGGUCGAGUGUCACUCGAGCAGGGGUUGGAUGGGUCGAGUGUCACUCGUGCAGGGGUUGGAUGGGUCGAGUGUCACUCGUGCAGGGGUUGGAUGGGUCGAGUGUCACUCGAGCAGGGGUUGGAUGGGUCGAGUGUCACUCGAGCAGGGGUUGGAUGGGUCGAGUGUCACUCGAGCAGGGGUUGGAUGGGUCGAGUGUCACUCGAGCAGGGGUUGGAUGGGUCGAGUGUCACUCGUGCAGGGGUUGGAUGGGUCGAGUGUCACUCGUGCAGGGGUUGGAUGGGUCGAGUGUCACUCGUGCAGGGGUCGGAUGGGUCGAGUGUCACUCGAGCAGGGGUUGGAUGGGUCGAGUGUCACUCGAGCAGGGGUUGGAUGGGUCGAGUGUCACUCGAGCAGGGGUUGGAUGGGUCGAGUGUCACUCGAGCAGGGGUUGGAUGGGUCGAGUGUCACUCGUGCAGGGGUUGGAUGGGUCGAGUGUCACUCGUGCAGGGGUUGGAUGGGUCGAGUGCCACUCGUGCAGGGGUUGGAUGGGUCGAGUGCCACUCGUGCAGGGGUUGGAUGGGUCGAGUGCCACUCGUGCAGGGGUUGGAUGGGUCGAGUGUCACUCGAGCAGGGGUUGGAUGGGUCGAGUGUCACUCGAGCAGGGGUUGGAUGGGUCGAGUGUCACUCGAGCAGGGGUUGGAUGGGUCGAGUGUCACUCGAGCAGGGGUUGGAUGGGUCGAGUGUCACUCGUGCAGGGGUUGGAUGGGUCGAGUGUCACUCGUGCAGGGGUUGGAUGGGUCGAGUGUCACUCGAGCAGGGCUUGGAUGGGUCGAGUGUCACUCGAGCAGGGCUUGGAUGGGUCGAGUGUCACUCGAGCAGGGGUUGGAUGGGUCGAGUGUCACUCGAGCAGGGGUUGGAUGGGUCGAGUGUCACUCGAGCAGGGGUUGGAUGGGUCGAGUGUCACUCGUGCAGGGGUUGGAUGGGUCGAGUGUCACUCGAGCAGGGGUUGGAUGGGUCGAGUGUCACUCGAGCAGGGGUUGGAUGGGUCGAGUGUCACUCGAGCAGGGGGUUGGAUGGGUCGAGUGUCACUCGUGCAGGGGUUGGAUGGGUCGAGUGUCACUCGAGGAGGGGUUGGAUGGGUCGAGUGCCACUCGAGCAGGGGUUGGAUGGGUCGAGUGUCACUCGUGCAGGGGUUGGAUGGGUCGAGUGUCACUCGAGCAGGGGUUGGAUGGGUCGAGUGUCACUCGAGCAGGGGUUGGAUGGGUCGAGUGUCACUCGAGCAGGGGUUGGAUGGGUCGAGUGUCACUCGUGCAGGGGUUGGAUGGGUCGAGUGUCACUCGUGCAGGGGUUGGAUGGGUCGAGUGUCACUCGUGCAGGGGUUGGAUGGGUCGAGUGUCACUCGAGCAGGGGUUGGAUGGGUCGAGUGUCACUCGAGCAGGGGUUGGAUGGGUCGAGUGUCACUCGAGCAGGGGUUGGAUGGGUCGAGUGUCACUCGUGCAGGGGUUGGAUGGGUCGAGUGUCACUCGUGCAGGGGUUGGAUGGGUCGAGUGUCACUCGAGCAGGGGUUGGAUGGGUCGAGUGUCACUCGAGCAGGGGGUUGGAUGGGUCGAGUGUCACUCGAGCAGGGGUUGGAUGGGUCGAGUGCCACUCGUGCAGGGGUUGGAUGGGUCGAGUGCCACUCGUGCAGGGGUUGGAUGGGUCGAGUGCCACUCGUGCAGGGGUUGGAUGGGUCGAGUGUCACUCGAGCAGGGGUUGGAUGGGUCGAGUGUCACUCGUGCAGGGGUUGGAUGGGUCGAGUGUCACUCGUGCAGGGGUUGGAUGGGUCGAGUGUCACUCGAGCAGGGCUUGGAUGGGUCGAGUGUCACUCGAGCAGGGCUUGGAUGGGUCGAGUGUCACUCGAGCAGGGGUUGGAUGGGUCGAGUGUCACUCGAGCAGGGGUUGGAUGGGUCGAGUGUCACUCGAGCAGGGGUUGGAUGGGUCGAGUGUCACUCGUGCAGGGGUUGGAUGGGUCGAGUGUCACUCGAGCAGGGCUUGGAUGGGUCGAGUGUCACUCGAGCAGGGCUUGGAUGGGUCGAGUGUCACUCGAGCAGGGCUUGGAUGGGUCGAGUGUCACUCGAGCAGGGGUUGGAUGGGUCGAGUGUCACUCGAGCAGGGGUUGGAUGGGUCGAGUGUCACUCGUGCAGGGGUUGGAUGGGUCGAGUGUCACUCGUGCAGGGGUUGGAUGGGUCGAGUGUCACUCGAGCAGGGGUUGGAUGGGUCGAGUGUCACUCGUGCAGGGGUUGGAUGGGUCGAGUGUCACUCGAGCAGGGCUUGGAUGGGUCGAGUGUCACUCGUGCAGGGCUUGGAUGGGUCGAGUGUCACUCGAGCAGGGCUUGGAUGGGUCGAGUGUCACUCGAGCAGGGGUUGGAUGGGUCGAGUGUCACUCGAGCAGGGGUUGGAUGGGUCGAGUGUCACUCGAGCAGGGGUUGGAUGGGUCGAGUGUCACUCGAGCAGGGGUUGGAUGGGUCGAGUGUCACUCGUGCAGGGGUUGGAUGGGUCGAGUGUCACUCGAGCAGGGGUUGGAUGGGUCGAGUGUCACUCGAGCAGGGGGUUGGAUGGGUCGAGUGCCACUCGUGCAGGGGUUGGAUGGGUCGAGUGUCACUCGUGCAGGGGUUGGAUGGGUCGAGUGUCACUCGAGCAGGGGUUGGAUGGGUCGAGUGCCACUCGUGCAGGGGUUGGAUGGGUCGAGUGUCACUCGUGCAGGGGGUUGGAUGGGUCGAGUGUCACUCGUGCAGGGGUUGGAUGGGUCGAGUGUCACUCGUGCAGGGGUUGGAUGGGUCGAGUGUCACUCGAGCAGGGGUUGGAUGGGUCGAGUGUCACUCGAGCAGGGGUUGGAUGGGUCGAGUGUCACUCGAGCAGGGGUUGGAUGGGUCGAGUGUCACUCGUGCAGGGGUUGGAUGGGUCGAGUGUCACUCGAGCAGGGCUUGGAUGGGUCGAGUGUCACUCGAGCAGGGCUUGGAUGGGUCGAGUGUCACUCGAGCAGGGCUUGGAUGGGUCGAGUGUCACUCGAGCAGGGGUUGGAUGGGUCGAGUGUCACUCGAGCAGGGGUUGGAUGGGUCGAGUGUCACUCGAGCAGGGGUUGGAUGGGUCGAGUGUCACUCGAGCAGGGGUUGGAUGGGUCGAGUGUCACUCGUGCAGGGGUUGGAUGGGUCGAGUGUCACUCGAGCAGGGGUUGGAUGGGUCGAGUGUCACUCGAGCAGGGGUUGGAUGGGUCGAGUGUCACUCGAGCAGGGGUUGGAUGGGUCGAGUGUCACUCGUGCAGGGGUUGGAUGGGUCGAGUGUCACUCGUGCAGGGGUUGGAUGGGUCGAGUGUCACUCGAGCAGGGGUUGGAUGGGUCGAGUGUCACUCGUGCAGGGGUUGGAUGGGUCGAGUGUCACUCGAGCAGGGGUUGGAUGGGUCGAGUGUCACUCGUGCAGGGGUUGGAUGGGUCGAGUGCCACUCGUGCAGGGGUUGGAUGGGUCGAGUGCCACUUGUGCAGGGGUUGGAUGGGUCGAGUGCCACUCGUGCAGGGGUUGGAUGGGUCGAGUGCCACUCGUGCAGGGGUUGGAUGGGUCGAGUGCCACUCGUGCAGGGGUUGGAUGGGUCGAGUGCCACUCGAGCAGGGGUUGGAUGGGUCGAGUGCCACUCGUGCAGGGGUUGGAUGGGUCGAGUGCCACUCGUGCAGGGGUUGGAUGGGUCGAGUGCCACUCGUGCAGGGGUUGGAUGGGUCGAGUGUCACUCGUGCAGGGGUUGGAUGGGUCGAGUGCCACUCGUGCAGGGGUUGGAUGGGUCGAGUGCCACUCGUGCAGGGGUUGGAUGGGUCGAGUGUCACUCGAGCAGGGGUUGGAUGGGUCGAGUGUCACUCGAGCAGGGGUUGGAUGGGUCGAGUGUCACUCGAGCAGGGGUUGGAUGGGUCGAGUGUCACUCGAGCAGGGGUUGGAUGGGUCGAGUGUCACUCGAGCAGGGGUUGGAUGGGUCGAGUGCCACUCGUGCAGGGGUUGGAUGGGUCGAGUGCCACUCGUGCAGGGGUUGGAUGGGUCGAGUGUCACUCGUGCAGGGGUUGGAUGGGUCGAGUGUCACUCGAGCAGGGGUUGGAUGGGUCGAGUGUCACUCGAGCAGGGGUUGGAUGGGUCGAGUGUCACUCGAGCAGGGGUUGGAUGGGUCGAGUGUCACUCGUGCAGGGGUUGGAUGGGUCGAGUGUCACUCGAGCAGGGGUUGGAUGGGUCGAGUGUCACUCGAGCAGGGGUUGGAUGGGUCGAGUGUCACUCGUGCAGGGGUUGGAUGGGUCGAGUGCCACUCGUGCAGGGGUUGGAUGGGUCGAGUGCCACUCGUGCAGGGGUUGGAUGGGUCGAGUGUCACUCGUGCAGGGGUUGGAUGGGUCGAGUGUCACUCGACCAGGGGUUGGAUGGGUCGAGUGUCACUCGAGCAGGGGUUGGAUGGGUCGAGUGUCACUCGAGCAGGGGUUGGAUGGGUCGAGUGUCACUCGAGCAGGGGUUGGAUGGGUCGAGUGUCACUCGAGCAGGGGUUGGAUGGGUCGAGUGUCACUCGAGCAGGGGUUGGAUGGGUCGAGUGUCACUCGAGCAGGGGUUGGAUGGGUCGAGUGUCACUCGAGCAGGGGUUGGAUGGGUCGAGUGUCACUCGUGCAGGGGUUGGAUGGGUCGAGUGUCACUCGAGCAGGGGUUGGAUGGGUCGAGUGUCACUCGUGCAGGGGUUGGAUGGGUCGAGUGUCACUCGAGCAGGGGUUGGAUGGGUCGAGUGUCACUCGAGCAGGGGUUGGAUGGGUCGAGUGUCACUCGAGCAGGGGUUGGAUGGGUCGAGUGUCACUCGAGCAGGGGUUGGAUGGGUCGAGUGUCACUCGAGCAGGGGUUGGAUGGGUCGAGUGUCACUCGAGCAGGGGUUGGAUGGGUCGAGUGUCACUCGUGCAGGGGUUGGAUGGGUCGAGUGUCACUCGUGCAGGGGUUGGAUGGGUCGAGUGUCACUCGAGCAGGGGUUGGAUGGGUCGAGUGUCACUCGUGCAGGGGUUGGAUGGGUCGAGUGUCACUCGUGCAGGGGUUGGAUGGGUCGAGUGUCACUCGUGCAGGGGUUGGAUGGGUCGAGUGCCACUCGUGCAGGGGUUGGAUGGGUCGAGUGCCACUCGUGCAGGGGUUGGAUGGGUCGAGUGCCACUCGUGCAGGGGUUGGAUGGGUCGAGUGUCACUCGAGCAGGGGUUGGAUGGGUCGAGUGUCACUCGAGCAGGGGUUGGAUGGGUCGAGUGUCACUCGAGCAGGGGUUGGAUGGGUCGAGUGUCACUCGAGCAGGGGUUGGAUGGGUCGAGUGUCACUCGAGCAGGGGUUGGAUGGGUCGAGUGUCACUCGUGCAGGGGUCGGAUGGGUCGAGUGUCACUCGAGCAGGGGUUGGAUGGGUCGAGUGUCACUCGAGCAGGGGUUGGAUGGGUCGAGUGUCACUCGUGCAGGGGUUGGAUGGGUCGAGUGUCACUCGUGCAGGGGUUGGAUGGGUCGAGUGUCACUCGAGCAGGGGUUGGAUGGGUCGAGUGUCACUCGUGCAGGGGUUGGAUGGGUCGAGUGUCACUCGAGCAGGGGUUGGAUGGGUCGAGUGUCACUCGAGCAGGGGUUGGAUGGGUCGAGUGUCACUCGAGCAGGGGUUGGAUGGGUCGAGUGUCACUCGUGCAGGGGUUGGAUGGGUCGAGUGUCACUCGUGCAGGGGUUGGAUGGGUCGAGUGUCACUCGUGCAGGGGUUGGAUGGGUCGAGUGCCACUCGUGCAGGGGUUGGAUGGGUCGAGUGCCACUCGUGCAGGGGUUGGAUGGGUCGAGUGCCACUUGUGCAGGGGUUGGAUGGGUCGAGUGCCACUCGUGCAGGGGUUGGAUGGGUCGAGUGUCACUCGUGCAGGGGUUGGAUGGGUCGAGUGCCACUCGUGCAGGGGUUGGAUGGGUCGAGUGCCACUCGAGCAGGGGUUGGAUGGGUCGAGUGCCACUCGUGCAGGGGUUGGAUGGGUCGAGUGCCACUCGUGCAGGGGUUGGAUGGGUCGAGUGUCACUCGUGCAGGGGUUGGAUGGGUCGAGUGCCACUCGUGCAGGGGUUGGAUGGGUCGAGUGCCACUCGAGCAGGGGUUGGAUGGGUCGAGUGCCACUCGUGCAGGGGUUGGAUGGGUCGAGUGCCACUCGUGCAGGGGUUGGAUGGGUCGAGUGUCACUCGUGCAGGGGUUGGAUGGGUCGAGUGCCACUCGUGCAGGGGUUGGAUGGGUCGAGUGCCACUCGUGCAGGGGUUGGAUGGGUCGAGUGUCACUCGUGCAGGGGUUGGAUGGGUCGAGUGUCACUCGUGCAGGGGUUGGAUGGGUCGAGUGUCACUCGUGCAGGGGUUGGAUGGGUCGAGUGUCACUCGAGCAGGGGUUGGAUGGGUCGAGUGUCACUCGAGCAGGGGUUGGAUGGGUCGAGUGUCACUCGAGCAGGGGUUGGAUGGGUCGAGUGUCACUCGAGCAGGGGUUGGAUGGGUCGAGUGUCACUCGUGCAGGGGUUGGAUGGGUCGAGUGUCACUCGAGCAGGGGUUGGAUGGGUCGAGUGUCACUCGAGCAGGGGUUGGAUGGGUCGAGUGUCACUCGAGCAGGGGUUGGAUGGGUCGAGUGUCACUCGAGCAGGGGUUGGAUGGGUCGAGUGUCACUCGAGCAGGGGUUGGAUGGGUCGAGUGUCACUCGAGCAGGGGUUGGAUGGGUCGAGUGUCACUCGAGCAGGGGUUGGAUGGGUCGAGUGUCACUCGAGCAGGGGUUGGAUGGGUCGAGUGUCACUCGAGCAGGGGUUGGAUGGGUCGAGUGUCACUCGAGCAGGGGGUUGGAUGGGUCGAGUGUCACUCGAGCAGGGGUUGGAUGGGUCGAGUGUCACUCGUGCAGGGGUUGGAUGGGUCGAGUGUCACUCGUGCAGGGGUUGGAUGGGUGUCAGAACGAAUGCUCUGAGCCAGUGUCGAGACGGCGGAAAUGGAAGUGGGGAAAGGCGGGGAAGGCGAGGAGCAAAGCGCAGAAAGCAGUGGGUGUAGAGAGGGGUUGA
This is a messenger RNA of Closterium sp. Naga37s-1, 18474 nucleotides long. The record is from the annotation of a GenBank genome assembly. NCBI's taxonomy places the organism in Eukaryota, Viridiplantae, Streptophyta, Zygnematophyceae, Desmidiales, Closteriaceae.